Corythoichthys intestinalis (scribbled pipefish) is the source of this 5775-nucleotide messenger RNA. It is a transcript of the gene slc9a7, whose product is annotated as solute carrier family 9 member 7. The record is from RefSeq and is a predicted model, not a curated record. The coding region runs from base 303 to 2342 and encodes 679 amino acids. Gene Ontology annotation, molecular function: sodium:proton antiporter activity; potassium:proton antiporter activity. Gene Ontology annotation, cellular component: recycling endosome; plasma membrane. Lineage: Eukaryota; Metazoa; Chordata; Actinopteri; Syngnathiformes; Syngnathidae. The transcript has 17 exons. Gene Ontology annotation, biological process: sodium ion import across plasma membrane; regulation of intracellular pH; proton transmembrane transport.
GUCAGGUUAAACGCGGUGAAGCAACGUGUAUUUUGAAAUCCUCUAAUGGGAUUAAAUGUUACGUGGAGUGAGAGACAGGGAAGCCGAUAUCUCGAGUGGAAUUGUCAAAAGCCUUGCAAGUAAAAACACAGCUCCACCGAGUGCACCUGCUCGCUACAAGAGUCAGUGGCGCGGUACUGUGCCUUUAAGUAUGCGUAGGUGCUGACCGGCGUGCGCCUGCGAGUCAAGCGGGCUCUCGGUGCGUGCUCUCCCGCAGUGACAUGGCGUAAAAAACGGCGCGAGCAUCCUCUCCUCCCAGCGCCAUGGACGCAGUGCGCACGACGACGACGACGUUGCAGGUGAUAACGGCGCUAAUGGUGAUGGUGGCGUCCGGCCAGGAGGACGCCGAGAUGGAGGAUCUCGUGACGGAAAAGGAAGCCGAGGAGAGCCACCGGCAAGACAGCGUCAAUCUGCUGACCUUCAUCCUACUGCUCACUCUCACUAUCCUCACCAUAUGGCUCUUCAAGCACCGGCGUGUACGCUUCCUUCACGAAACCGGCCUGGCCAUGAUUUACGGUCUGCUGGUGGGUGUCAUCCUACGUUAUGGCAUCCCGGCCACCAGUUAUCGCAACAAGAGCCCGCCCAGCUGCACGCUGGCCAAAGGGCCCGCCAGCAGCAGCCUGCUGCUCAACGUCAGCGGCAAGUUCUUUGAGUACACGCUCAAAGGCGAGAUCGACUCACGUGACAUUCACAAUGUGGAGCAGAACGACAUGCUGCGGAAGGUUACCUUCGACCCAGAAGUUUUCUUCAACAUCUUGCUGCCUCCCAUCAUCUUCCAUGCAGGCUACAGUCUUAAGAAGAAACACUUCUUCAGGAAUUUGGGCUCCAUUCUCACUUACGCAUUCCUUGGCACCGCUGUCUCAUGUUUCGUGAUUGGGAAUCUUAUGUACGGCGUGGUCAAACUGAUGCAAGUGCUCGGACAGCUGAAUGACAAGUUUUACUACACCGACUGUCUUUUCUUCGGCGCCAUCAUCUCCGCCACCGAUCCAGUGACAGUGCUGGCCAUCUUCAAUGAAUUACACGCGGAUGGCGACCUGUACGCGCUGCUGUUCGGGGAGAGCGUCAUGAACGACGCCGUGGCUAUUGUGCUAUCAUCCUCCAUCAUGGCAUACCAGCCAAGAGGUGCUAACACGCACAUGUUUGACGCCUUGGCCUUCUUCAAAUCUGUGGGAGUCUUCCUAGGAAUUUUCAGCGGUUCCUUCAUGAUGGGCGCCGUCACUGGGGUGGUCACCGCUCUCGUGACCAAGUUCACCAAGCUACAUUGCUUCCCACUGCUGGAGACAGGCCUUUUCUUCCUCAUGUCCUGGAGCACCUUCCUGCUGGCCGAGGCCUGCGGAUUCACUGGUGUGGUCUCUGUCCUUUUCUGCGGCAUCACACAAGCUCACUAUACCUACAACAACCUCUCCGUGGAGUCCACCAAACGAACUAAGCAGCUCUUCGAGGUGCUUCACUUCCUUGCUGAGAACUUCAUCUUCUCCUACAUGGGCCUGGCCUUGUUUACCUUCCAGAACCACAUCUUCAGCCCUAUCUUCAUCGUGGGUGCUUUUAUUGCCAUCUUUUUGGGACGCGCCUUCAACAUCUACCCCCUGUCUUUCCUUCUCAACCUGGGCCGCAGGCACAAAAUCAAAGGAAACUUUCAACACAUGAUGAUGUUUGCUGGAUUACGUGGGGCGAUGGCGUUCGCCUUGGCCAUCCGUGACACGGCCACUUACGCCCGCCAGAUGAUCUUCACCACUACACUGCUCAUCGUCUUCUUCACCGUGUGGGUCUUUGGAGGCGGGACCACACCCAUGUUGUCUUGGCUGCACAUCAGGGUGGGGGUGGACCCCGAUCGAGACCUGCAGCCUUCUGCAGGCACCUUCCAAGUUCUGCUAGAGGAUGUUCCGCAGGCUGGAGGGCAGAGCAGAACCAAACAGGAGAGCGCUUGGCUCUUUAGAAUGUGGUACACUUUCGACCACAACUACCUGAAACCCAUCCUGACGCACAGUGGCCCCCCGCUCGCCACGACGCUACCCGCCUACUGCGGACCCCUAGCCAGCUGUCUGACCAGUCCACGCGCUUAUGAGAACCCAGAGCAGCAGAGGGACCCAGACGGCGAGGACGGCGACCUGUCCUUCACGUUCGGCGACGCAGCCAUCGCCACCAACGGACUGUCCGGUGACACCGGCAGCACGACGGGUCGCAAGUCCGACGGAAAACGCGGCGGCAGCUCGUCCGAGGAGCUUUUAGAGUGCGAGUCGGACUCUCGAGAGAUCCCGAGCAGGGGCACGCGAUUGGUUUUCCCCAUCCAAGAUCACAUUUGAAACAUGAACAUUUAUUACCUCCGCCGAGGAACUUAAGUUUCCGUCAUCAGUGUUGAUUUUUUUUGUUUUGUUUUGUUCGUUUUUUCAUCAAACUUGGCCAAACAUGACUUGAUAUAAGUUUCUACCUGACAAUUUUAUCUGUUUUUUUUACUUGUUUGUUUGAAACUUGCUGGCCGAAACGAUGUGAUUUAGCCAAUAAUUCCACGAUGCCUGAAUCUACAUAUAACAAAAUAAAAAGCAAUGGGUGGUAAUCAUAAGAACAAGAAAAUAAUAAUAAAAAUGACAAAAUGUAAAAUAAAUUUAUUGAAAAAAUUUUUUUUAAAAUAUUUUAAAACUAAUAAAAUGAAUAAAUAACUAUAAAAUACAUUUUAAAUAUAAAAAGAUUUUUUUAAAUACUAAAAGGAAAAUUUUGAAAAUAAAAAAAACUUAUAUAUGAAUUAUUAUUUUUUUUUUUUUGAUAGGCACUCUUAACUCAUUGACAGCACUAGACGUCCAAUCCAUUUUGAAAAUGAUUUGACAUCUAGCGCCGUCAUUCAUUUUAAUUCAAUUUAUACUUUUUUUUUUUAUAAUUAUAUAAAAAUGAUACCAAAAAAUACAAUAGUGAUUAAUAGUAAGAAAAAAAUUGCUAAUAUUAAAAAAAAAUUAAAUGACCAAAAAUAGUUAAAGGCUCUAUUGCUCUAUAAAAGUUAUUUUUUAAAUUUAAGGCAAUUGAAGGAAUCUGACCUUUUAGCCAGAUUGCCGUAAUCACACCAGCCGAACCGCCGGAACCAUGCUAGCGCAAUUCCAAUAACCCGGGCUGGCGGAAAUCCGACAACCCGUCCAAAAGGCCAAACUCCGCGCAUUCACCUUAGUCUUAACCCCUUGUACUGACUCCAUUUUAUAAGCCGGAAAAAGGCUUCGGAACACAAGUUGAUAAUUUAUUCCAAGUCGGCAGCAAUCAUAAAGCACAGAAAGACCCAGGCGAGGAGCCAAACUGGAUCCUGGGUUGCCAUAUCACAAGUCAACAAAAGAUUCCCGAGAAAAAUGACAACGAGUAUUUAAUCAUUCAGUCUUCUAAAGGCUCUGGUGAAACGGGCUUUGGUCCGGAAGAGGGUGUGUUUGGGCGUUGUUUUGGAUUCUUCUCUGUUGUGGAUUGGGCUGGAGGGUUUCGGGCGUUACUGUUGUCAGUGCAACGAGAGUUGAAGAUUUUGCCAUGCUCAGCAUCAUGUGAGUGCCGAGUGGUCACUUCAUCCGCAUCAGAUGUUCCUUGUGGCAAGACAAGAUGUCCCGCCAUUCGUUCUGGACUGUCCAAAAGCGCUUGUUGCAGGAUUUGGUGAUGCAGAUGUGGGCUUGCAGAUGUCUUGCCUAUCACCUGCUUGUCAGCGUCAAUCUUGCUCAGUCAGCUGCAUGAUGCGCGUAUUGGACUUCCGUGGUCAGAGGACGUCCUGUAUCUGUUCUACCCUUAUCUGCCCGUUGUUUUGCCACUCCAAAUUCUAAUCAUUUAAAGUCCAACUUUUCAUAAUAUCAAAUAUAUUCUGCUUGGUUUUCUUAAACUAUGAUAUAAAUUGUUGGAGUAAUACAAACAGCCAAAUAGUAAAUACAAGAAAAGAUGCUAUUCCCUUCACAACACUUGGUAACUUUUCAGUUUUACUUGAUUUUAGCGACGCCGGUGGACAAAAGCAGUAGUGUUUUACGUUAAGGAAGGCUGCGUUUACCAUGAAGACCAGUGCACACCCGCACAGUGUUGUAAAAUCAUAAAUGAAUCAAAAAUACAUAUCCCGGUCACCUGCAGAUGGAUUAAACAACAUUUCUGUUUCCAGCGACUGUGUGAAGGAUGAAUAGUAAUAAGGUAAUGAAUGCAGUUGUGGCUAAACAAUAGCAUAUGACGGUUAGCAACCGUGUGGCUAACCGCCAAAUAAUCCAUUGAUCUGCUCGAUAAGCUAACCAAGUUUUGGAUGGUUUAUUAUUAGUGAAUAUGUAGCAGAAAAUCCAAAAAUUAAAGGCUCAUUUUUCCCAAACAAUUCAAGCCCAAAUGUCCUCAAACACUGGAAUGACCCCUAAACAGAGCUGCUAUUUAUGUUAGGCCGGCAGAAAAAAACGAAAAUUAAUAAGCGUAAUUCCACCAAAGGCUUAAGUUUAGCAUGCGAACCGAACAACAUAAGGGUGGUGCAGGGGACGUGUUGCCCCUCCAGACAUCUCCGCAGGCGCUCGGCCAGCUGCAGUCAGUGUAAAAUGAAUCACAAUGACCCGCUUUGUCCGUGCACUCGCAUGAUUGUCAACAACAGCGGCUGUGUAUCUGCUGCUUUUUCAACCUCCUUAACGAUCAAUCUAGCUUUGAAAUUGCAUUACAUGCUGUUCAAAAGUUUGGGGUCACGCAGACGAUUUUGUGUUUUCCUUGAAAGGUCACACUUAUUUUUCAAAUGAUUUGCGAGAUGAAUAGAAAAUAUUGUCAAGACAUUGACAAAGUUAGAAAUUUCUCGUCAGCACAGGGAUCACACUCCUCAAACAUCCUGGUAGUCUAUUCAGGGGUGCUGGAGCGGAGGGUACGUCAGGAAAUUAAAUCUCAGAUUCAGGAGGAGCAGUGUGGUUUUCGCCCCUGUCGUGGAACAGCCUCGGCAGGGUCCUCAAGGGUGCAUGGUAGUUAGCCCAACCGAUCUACAUGUGUUUUGUGGAUUUGGAGUCAUCACCUUAUUGUGGUGGAGGGGUUUAGGUGUUCCAGUCAGCGUAGGAGCUACAGUGUAUCACAAAAGUGAGUACACCCCUCGUAUUUCUGCAGAUAUUUAAGUAUACAGUGGAGAGAACAAGUAUCUGAUACACUGCUGGUUUUCCCACUUGCAAGCAAUGUAGAGGUCUGUAAUUUGUCUCAUAAGUUCUCUUCAACUGUGAGGGACGGAAUCUAAUACAAAAAUCCAGAAAAUCAUGUUGUAUAAUUUUUAAAUAAUAAAUUUGUGUUUGACUGCAUGAAAUAAGUAUUUGAUACAUUACCAACUAGUAAAUAUUUCGGCUCUUAGUUCUUUUUUAAGAACCCCUCCUGUUCUCCACUCAUUACCGGAAUUAACUGCACCUGUUUGAACUUAUUACCUGUAUAAAAGACACCUGUUCGCAUGCUCAAACAAACUCCAACCUCUCCACAAUGGCCAAGACCAAAGAGCUGUGUAAGGACAUCAAGGCUGGGAUGGGCUACAGGAAAAUAAGCAAGCAGCUUGGUGAGAAGGUAACAACUGUUGGAGCGAUUAUUAGAAAAUGGAAGAAGUUCAAGUUGACGGUCAAUCUGCCUCGUUCUGGGGCUCCGUGCAAGAUCUCACCUCGUGGGGCAUCACUGAUCAUGAGGAAGGUGAGGGAUCAGCCCAGAACUACAUGGCAGGACCUGGUCAAUGACCUGAAGAGAGCUGGAACCACAGUCUCGAAGAAAACCAUAAGAAACACAUUACGCCGUCAUGGAUUAAAAUCCUAC